AUGUUCCCCAUGCCUAUGAUCAAGUUGGUCGCUCCGUUGGCGACCACAAUGAUCUCUUUGGCAUGGCCCACUGCAGCCGGAAUGGUUCUCCUCGCUGCUCUUAUCGGCAUGGUCUACAACGAACAGAAAUUCAACGAAGCGAUCUGUCGAGCCAAGAUUCAGGAGCAAGUAAUCAAGGCUGCUCGAGCCGAGCUGUCUGAAGUCAAAGACGAACUCCACGCCUCCCAAACCAAGCCUACUGACCUCUGCCUCGUCGAUACCAAAUCUAUUCUCGCCAACACCGAAAUUGCGCUCAAACAGAGCGAAAAGGAAGUCGUCGCCCACCUCGAAUUCCGCGAUGGACUCGGUAGGGAGCUGUCCCAAGCGCGCCGCGAACGCGACCGUGCAGAAGGCGUAAUGGUGUACCUCACCCACGCGCUCGAGGAGUCCAAAUGCAAGAAUGCCUCCAAGGAAGAUGAGUGCUAUGAACUACAGAGCCAGAUUCAGUUCAAAGCCAAAGAGCUCCAGUCCAUGACACUUUCUCUGCACAACACCAUGAAGGAGUUGGAGCGUGCAAACAAGUUUAGCCAGGAGGCGCAAGAUAAGAUUGACGAACAACACGCGACGAUCAUGUCGAACGAAGAAAGCGCCAAACGUGUAUCUACACAGAUCGAGAAGCUGACCAGGGACUGCAAUGCCUUGAAAUCCCAAAUUCGAAGCUUGCAUCUAGGAUGGAUAUCGAGGUGUGACGAAUCCUGGCGCGUGAAGAAAGCUCUCGAAGAAGAGAACAGACAGUUACGCAUCGCGAACGAAUCUUGGGCCAAGAACAACGCCGGCACUAUUCGUGCCAUGCAAUCUCGCGUCGACGAAUUAGAGGGCGAGCUUGCAGAAUGCAGGGCGGAGAAUGGGUGCCUUGCCGUAGAUCUCGAGAUUAUGGUUGAGCGCGUCGCACACUACAUGGAGGAGAUCGAGGCCUUAGACCGAGAGGCUGAAGAACGCGAGUGGAACGUCAUCCAGGGCGAUAUGACUGAGGUGGCUAGUGAAAUGAGCGAGAGCAUCACAGAUGAAGAGGAGGAGGAGUACGAACCAGAAGGAUAUCACCUGUGGGCUCAUGACGGAGAUAGCGAUGACGACGCCACGGUAUACGAACUCGAAGAAGAUAGCGAGGAAGAAAUGCUAGAGUGGUUCAUCCACGCGCCUACGGACCCUAGCGGCAUGCCUUACAAGCAGAUGUGGGAGAUGACCAACGUUGAGACCGAGGAACUUAAAGAGUGGGAUGAGGACAACUGGGCUGUGGCCAACGGUCAGGAGGAGAACGAGGUCCUCGAGUGCCUAGAGGGCUUCGAAGAACAGCACACGGAUGACGACACUCUAUCUCAGAGCGACAAUGAGAGUCUGGACCCAUGGGACUCGGGUGACGAACACUGGAGUGGGAGUGCUAUCAAGAACAACACUCCAUGGAACUCGUAUAUGGAUACUCUGGAUGAAGAUGAGGAGGAUUGGGGUAUGGUACACACAUGGGAUUGCGAGCCCAGUACGGUGGAGUGUGAGUGGUGA
Messenger RNA from Alternaria incomplexa, 1536 nucleotides. RefSeq lists its product as uncharacterized. NCBI's taxonomy places the organism in Eukaryota, Fungi, Ascomycota, Dothideomycetes, Pleosporales, Pleosporaceae. The transcript has a single exon. The record is from RefSeq and is a predicted model, not a curated record. The coding region runs from base 1 to 1536 and encodes 511 amino acids.